AGUGUCAUGGCAGUGUGCAGAAAGUUUAGACAGACAGUAAACAUGCUGAGGAUCCUGUUGUUGAGUGUGCUGGCCGCUGUAGCGCUGACUGAGCCCAGAUAUCUGGAGGAUCUGGCCAUUGAGGAGAGGGUUAUUGGUGGAGAGAUUGCAAAACCCCACUCCUGGCCCUGGCAGAUCUCUCUCCAGUACCAAUAUGGUGGAAAAUACCGUCAUUAUUGUGGUGGGACUCUGAUCAGACCAGGAUGGGUGAUGGUUGCCGCACACUGCGUCGAAAUUUCCAGAAUAUGGAGUGUUGCCUUGGGUGACCACGACAUCUACACUCAUGAGGGUCCCGAGCAGUACAUAAGUGUCAAGGACGUCUACAUCCACCCCAACUGGAACAACAACACAGGAGAUGGAUAUGAUAUUGCUCUUCUGCAUCUGUCCAUCGAUGCCACUCUGAGCUCAUACGUGCAGGUGGCCACACUGCCAUCCUCUGGAGAGAUUCUGCCCUACGGCCACACAUGUUACCUCACUGGCUGGGGCCGCACGCAGACUGGUGGUUCGCUUUCCGCUCAGCUGAAACAGGCCUAUUUGCCUGUGGUUGACUACGAAACUUGCUCUCAUAGUGACUGGUGGGGAAGCAUAAUGAAGGAGACCAUGAUUUGCGCUGGCGGCACCACCCACAUGUCUUCAUGUCAUGGUGACUCCGGCAGUCCUCUGAACUGUCUGUUCAAUGGUGAGUAUGUCGUCCAUGGCGUGAACUGUUUUAUAGCUUCAUCGGGUUGCAAUACCUACAAGAAGCCAACAGUCUUCACGCGUGUGUCUGCCUACAUCAGCUGGAUAAAUCACAUCAUUUCCGAGAAGUGAGGAGAUAAAAGACAGAAUCCCGUUUUCCCACAUUUAACAUCUGCUAUUGCCAGUAAUACAAUAAACUUCACAUCUAAUCUUA
Molecule: messenger RNA, 931 nt
Organism: Danio aesculapii
Lineage: Eukaryota; Metazoa; Chordata; Actinopteri; Cypriniformes; Danionidae
Product: elastase-1-like
Exons: 8
Coding region: 7-849 (280 amino acids)
Biological process (GO): proteolysis
Molecular function (GO): serine-type endopeptidase activity
Source: RefSeq, a predicted model, not a curated record